AUGCUGCCACGCCCCCUCGCGCUGGCCGGGUGCCUGCGGGGUGAAGGCGCGGUGGUCUCUGGGUUGUACUGCAUUUUUGUCCUAUUCGUCUUCUGGGUGCCUAUCUUGUGGCUGAUGGACCUAGUCCCUGAGUCAGCACUCCAAGAAAACAGAUAUACUUUGUUCUAUGGCAAUUACAAUGGCAGGAGCUUAGUGAGUUUGGAAAAAAAGUGGAAGAUGUUUAAAGUGAUUCCCAGACCUUUGGUGUGCCACUUUGAUUUCUACUGUGUCACUUGUGUGGUGUUGAGGAGCUCACAAAUCCCACAGGGCUCUGGCCUCAGUAAUAUCGAUUGAUACCCCCAAGAUCUCCAGAUGAAGCAGGCCCCUGUCCAAGGCUCUGAGGCAGAUGUGGGGAACACCAUCACAUGA
This is a messenger RNA of Octodon degus (degu), 408 nucleotides long. RefSeq names its product chromosome unknown C20orf173 homolog (gene CUNH20orf173). Gene Ontology annotation, molecular function: beta-galactoside (CMP) alpha-2,3-sialyltransferase activity. The transcript has 4 exons. The record is from RefSeq and is a predicted model, not a curated record. Lineage: Eukaryota; Metazoa; Chordata; Mammalia; Rodentia; Octodontidae.